UGAGAAAAGGAGAGAGAAAUGGGUGCGCAGAUCAACUGUGCUAUACGACUGACGCGCGACUGACUUGGUAGGAGGCAAGGAAAUCCUGCGCCACAUUUGCUUACUCGUGCGUAGACUAACUUCUGUGCUAGCCGAGGCACGAGGCUAGCGCAGAAAACCAUUUACCUCACUGGUGCAUGAUUUUCACCAAUCGGCAAGCUGCAUCCCUGAACCGGUGUUUGACAGAUACAUGCUUCAAUGGCUUUACUCACUUGGGUAGUAUACAGCAGAAUCUGCUGUAAAACACUGCUCGCUUAGGGCUCGAGUUCGAACAAACCGUGAGAGAACGUAUGGAUGCCAGCCAAAGAGCCUUCCGAUCAGUAUGUCUGUCCCCUAUGAUAGCCCCACCGCCGGGAAAUUAGCCAGCACCAAGAUCUUCAUACCAAACACGGUCUCAACAUGGCCAUGGCCCCGUUGUCUAAACCAGUACUACUCUGAAGUCAAGGUCGAAUCUGCUGCUUGGUUUUCGAGCUUUAAAGCCUUCAAUAGUGCUAAAGCACUAGAUGCCUUUGAAUGCAUCAAUUCUGAUCUUGUUAGUUGUUUAGGUCACCCAAUCGCGAGCAAAGUGCAUGUUCGCAGCGUUUGCGACGUAAUGAGAAUUUUCUUUGUCAUAGAUGAAUACUCGGAUGUAUCAAAGCCAAGCGAUGUCCGCGAACAGAAGAACAUUGUCAUGGACGCUUUGCAUAACCCCUAUAAACCACGUCCCAAAGGAGAGUGGGUCGGUGGAGAAAUCGUACGCCAAUUCUGGGAGCGCACCAUACGAGAUGCUAGUGCGCAGUCACAGAAGCGGUUCAUCGUAACAUUCAACUUGUAUCUAGAGGGCCUGGUGCAACAGGCAAUUGACCGAAACGAACAUCGCAUCCGUGAUAUUCAAAGUUACAUCGAUGUGCGCCGUGACACGGUCGCAAUGAAGCCCGUAUUCGCGCUUUUGGAGUUGGGCCUGGAUAUUCCAGAUCAGGUUAUAUCCCACUCAACAAUCGAGACCAUGGCUAUCGCAUGCAUGGAUAUGAUCUUUAUUGAUAAUGAUAUUGCAUCCUACAAUAUGGAGCAAGCACGCGGAGAUGCUAGUCACAAUGUGAUAACUAUUGUCAUGCGUGAGUUUGAUACGGACGUCCAUGGUGCCAUAUUGUGGGUGGCAGAUCUUCAUAUGGAAACCCAGAAAAGGUUCUUGCAGGCGAUGGCAGCCGUUCCAAAAUGGGGAGAGCCCAUUGACUCGCAGGUGAGAGAGUACUGUGAUGGCUUGGGAAACUGGGUGCGCGCGAAUUAUGAGUGGAACUUCGAGACCGAGAGGUACUUGGGCACCAAGGGUCCAGAAAUUCAGAGAAAUAAAUGGGUGUCACUGAUGCCGAAGGACUGCCUGAAAUCUAAAGAGAUUGGACCUGUACAUGUUGAUAGCUCUCUACUUUAGAACUUAUGUGUUUCAUGGGCAAAUGAAGAUCUGGAAAAGUCCUC
Messenger RNA from Suillus subaureus, 1491 nucleotides. Its product is annotated as terpenoid synthase. NCBI's taxonomy places the organism in Eukaryota, Fungi, Basidiomycota, Agaricomycetes, Boletales, Suillaceae. The record is from RefSeq and is a predicted model, not a curated record. The coding region runs from base 362 to 1447 and encodes 361 amino acids. The transcript is spliced from 7 exons.